Tilletiopsis washingtonensis is the source of this 1887-nucleotide messenger RNA. RefSeq lists its product as hypothetical. The transcript has 5 exons. The record is from RefSeq and is a predicted model, not a curated record. Gene Ontology annotation, biological process: mRNA splicing, via spliceosome. Gene Ontology annotation, cellular component: spliceosomal complex. Gene Ontology annotation, molecular function: pre-mRNA 3'-splice site binding. NCBI's taxonomy places the organism in Eukaryota, Fungi, Basidiomycota, Exobasidiomycetes, Entylomatales. The coding region runs from base 1 to 1887 and encodes 628 amino acids.
AUGUCCGGCAAGCUCUCGCGCGAGGAGUACCGCCGCCAGAAGGACCUCGAUGCCGCACGCAAGGCCGGCACGGCCGCGCCCGAGAUCGACGCCGACGGCAAUGCCAUCAACCCGCACAUUCCCGAGUACAUGUCCAAGGCGCCAUGGUACCUCGACCAGACGCCCGGCCGUGCAGGCCUGAAGCACCAGAAGAAGCCCGACGACGGCAAGGUACGCCCGGGCCUCGACUCGGCGGCGCUGCGGGGGCAGAAGGUGCAGGCGGCGACCAAGUUCCGCAAGGGUGCGUGCGAGAACUGCGGCGCCAUGUCGCACAAGACGCGCGACUGCCUCGAGCGUCCGCGCCGCAAGGGCGCACGCUGGACGGGCCGCGACAUUGCGCCCGACGAGGUGGUGGCGCGCGGCGGGCCCGAGGACUACGACUCGAAGCGCGACCGCUGGGCCGGCUACGACCCGGCCGAGCACCGCCGCGUGCUCGCCGAGUACGAGGCCGUCGAGGCGGAGCGGCGGCGCCUGCGCGAGGAGGCGCUCGACCAGCAGACGAGCAGCGACGUGGGCGCGGCCAAGAAGCUGGCCAAGAAGGAGAAGAAGCGCAGCGGCGAGGACGGCUUCGGCAGCUCCGACUCGGACGACGACGACGAGGACAAGUACACGGAGAAGGCCAACAUGCCCGGGCAGAAGAUCAACACCGACACGCGCAUCACGCAGCGCAAUCUACGCAUCCGCGAGGACCGCGCAAAGUACCUCUACAACCUCGACCUCGACUCGGCCUACUACGACCCCAAGACGCGCAGCAUGCGCGAGGCGCCCGACCCGAGCGUGCGGCCAGAGGACGCCGAGUUCGCCGGCGACAACUUCCAGCGCGCACAGGGCGACACGCUCAAGAUGCAGCAGCUGCAGCUCUUCGCCUGGCAGUCCGAGGCACGCGGCAACGACGUGCACCUGCAGGCGAACCCGACCGUCAACGAGCUGCAGCACCGCGAGUACACGCAGAAGAAGGAGAAGCUGCGCGAGAGCACAAAGGGCAGCAUUCUCGAGCGCUACGGCGGCGCCGAGCACUUCGACAACGUGCCGAAGGAGCUGCUCAGCGGCCAGACGGAGGAGUACGUCGAGUACAGCCGCACCGGCCAGCCUGUGCGCCCGAUGCACCGCGUCACAGCCGUGCCGGCAAGCGAGCUCGAGCGGCCGCAGCUCUACGACGGCAACCACACGAAGCCGUGGGCGACAUUCUUCGACGCAGAGACGGGCAAGUACGGCUACGACUGCUGCCACUCGACGGUGCGCAACUCGUACUGCACGGGCAAGGCGGGCAUCGAGGCCGUCGCCGCCAGCGCAGGCCUGCUCACCGGCAAGGCAAAGCAGCCCGAGGCGAGCAAGGAGAAGGGCAAGGGCCGCGAGAGCGAUGCGCGUGCGUCAGGCUCGAAGCGUCGGGCACGCUCGUCAUCGACAUCCAGCUCAGGCAGCUCGUCGAGUGGCUCGGACUCGUCAAGCAGCAGCAGCGGCAGCAGCAGCAGCAGCAGCGACGACUCGCGGCGCAAGCGCAAGCGCAGCCGCAGGCACGCCUCGUCGCGCGAGAAGAGCAAGAAGAGCGCCGUCGAGGGCUACCGGCCGGCGAAGCACAUGGGCGAGGGCGACGUCUCGGCUCGGCUGGACAAGGAGAAGCUCAAGGAGGCGCUGCGCAGGGAGAAGGGCAGCCGCGAGGAGCAGCGCAGCAGCAAGAGCAAGCCGGACUGGCUCAGCGAGGCAGAGGCGAUCCGCAGCAAGAACGACAAGCACGCCUCGCUGCGCGCCCAGGACGCAGACGUCACCGAGGAGCAGCUCGAGGCGUACCGCAUGGCGAGCACCAAGUACGAGGACCCGAUGGCCAACUACAAGGACGAGGAGGCCUAG